AUGGAUUGCUACGGGAAGUAUGCAGCUGUCACUUUGACCAUUUUGUCUUUAUUUCUGCAUCUCCUUCAUGCUUUCCCAGAUGGAGAGUUUCUUAUGCAAGGUUGUCCAGAGUGCAAGCUAGGGGAGAACAGAUUCUUUUCCAAGCCAGGAGCUCCCAUUUACCAGUGCACUGGGUGCUGUUUCUCUCGGGCCUAUCCCACUCCAAUGAGAUCCAAGAAGACCAUGCUCGUUCCAAAGAACAUUACAUCAGAGGCAACCUGCUGUGUAGCAAAGGCUUUUACCAAGAUUACCCUAAAGGACAAUGUGAAGAUAGAGAACCACACAGAUUGUCACUGCAGUACCUGCUACUAUCAUAAAUCCUAAGGCCUGUCCCUUUGUUAACGAUCAAGGACAACGGUGAAUGGAAUAUUUGUGUUUCAGCUUUUACAGCACCGCUGUGCAGAGUCUUGUCCUCUGGUCGAGGCACUGGGUAGACCUCUGAACAAGAUGGAUGAUUGUUUUAUUUCCUCUUUGCUGCUUCAUGCAUUUAAGUAAGUUCCAUUAUUUCCAUUAGGGAUGAA
Molecule: messenger RNA, 560 nt
Organism: Dryobates pubescens (Downy woodpecker)
Lineage: Eukaryota; Metazoa; Chordata; Aves; Piciformes; Picidae
Gene: CGA
Product: glycoprotein hormones, alpha polypeptide
Exons: 3
Coding region: 1-363 (120 amino acids)
Biological process (GO): thyroid hormone generation; positive regulation of steroid biosynthetic process
Cellular component (GO): follicle-stimulating hormone complex; extracellular region
Molecular function (GO): follicle-stimulating hormone activity
Source: RefSeq, a predicted model, not a curated record